AGCCGCGGCAUAAGACAAAUAAUAAUAAUAAUAAUAAACCGGCACAAACUCAAGAGGGUGCUACCUUUAGCGGUUUGAACCCUAAUUAUUAUGUGCAAGUAAUUACAUUAAAAAACAAUUAGGUGUCGACGGGGUUGAAAGCAUUUUGAUUGGUGCAUCCGAAAAUCGCUCAAAAUCCACGGGAUGGGCCUAUUGGUCAAUUUUUUCUUCCUUUAAAAAUGCACUCUUUGUUAUUUCCAUUUUAAAAAUGACUACUUGAAAAACAGAAAUUAGUGUCGAAAAGGCGGAAGUUGUGGGUCGGUGUUGGAUCGUUGCGGAACAACACAGAGAAAAACUCAGAUGUUCUGCGGUCAAAUCUCAGCCCGUUGGCAAAGUGACAGCGGGCACGUGACUGUAACGUCGGCGGGUGUCACAGCUGAAGUUCGCUGCGCUGCGCUGCUUCGUGACGUGGAACACAGCUGAAGUCCGCCGGGUGCCGCAGCCUGCAGGCCCGCAGACGUGUCGUGUGUGUGUGAGUCGGUCUGACUGUUCACAGAUCAGCAGGGCAGCUCCUACCGCGACGCUUCCUACACAGCCGCAGAUCUGGGGGCCCUGGGAGAGGGGAAGAUGCUGCAGGGGCCGUCAGGAGACAGCAGUGACUCCAGGUUCACUCCGCUGGUGGUGGUGGAGCUGGCCUCAGACACCAAGGAGGAAGCCGUUGCAUGGCUACUGAGCAGGAUAAGAGACCAACAACAGAAUGGAGGCGCCGAGCUGCUGGUGGAGCAGCUGGGCCCUGGAGUCGGGGCUCGGGAGAAGGAAAACCCCAACAUGUUCCUGGUGGGGGCUACAUGGCAGAGGCUGCUCUCUGGUGCUGAGGAUGUGGGCCUCUUCAAGGAGUUCAGUGAUGGAUCCAUGAGAGGCUUCACCUGUGCCAACAAACACAACUUCAAAGACUUUAAAGGGGAUGGGGAUGACUUCCUCAGUAUGGCUGAGUGUCAGUACAUCAUUAAACAUGAGUUGGACACAUUAAGAGCCAAAGAUGAGACUCAUGUACCAGGACACUCCCAGGCCAAGCUCUACCCCGGGAAAUCUAUCAUUCGCAGACUGCAGUCCAAGGGGAUCCUGAUCCAAAUUUUUCCUCUCCAUGAAAAGGAGGAACUGAAGAGACUGUCUUUUUCUUGGUACAGAAAGGUGAAGCUGUCCCUUCAGCCUCUUGACGACAUCAGACACUACUAUGGUGAGGGUCAGGCCCUGUACUUUGGUUUCCUGGAGUACUUUACCUUUGCACUGGUGCCUAUGGCUCUCAUUGGAGUGCCUUACUAUCUGUUCGACUGGGAGGACUACGACAAAUAUGUUGUCUUUGCUGUGUUCAACGUGGUCUGGUGCACUGUUAUCCUGGAGUUAUGGAAGCGCUGCAGCGCCUCACUGGCCUACAGGUGGGGCACACUGAGCAGAAAGAAGGCCUUUGAAGAACCUCGGCCUGGUUUCCACGGCGUCCUCGGGUUCAACCCUGUGACGGGCCGCGAGGAGCCUCUCUACCCCAACGCCAAGAGGCAGCUGCGUAUCUACCUUGUGUCCCUGCCCUUCGUCCUGCUCUGCCUCUACGCGUCCCUCUAUGUCAUGAUGAUCUACUUUCAGAUGGAGGGAUGGGCACUGUCAGUCCACGACGAGGCCACAUUCUGGACAGGAAUACUGUUGUUCAUCCCCAGUAUUAUCUACGCCGUGGUCAUAGAGAUUAUGAACCUCAUCUACAGAUAUGCUGCUGAGUUCCUCACCGAGUGGGAAAAUCACAGGCUGGAGUCUUCCUAUCAGAAUCACUUGGUCCUCAAAGUAUUAGUAUUCAACUUCUUCAACUGUUUCGCCUCGCUGUUCUACAUCGCCUUUGUCAUGCAGGACAUGGUGCUCCUCAGACAGAGUCUGGCCACCUUGUUGAUCACCAGUCAGAUCUUGAAUCAGUUCAUGGAGGCCUUCCUGCCCUACUGGCUCCAGAGGAGACGCAACAAGAAGAUGAUCCGCAAAAUCCAAAAGAGAAGAACUCUGGAGGAAAAAGAGCUUCCUCUGCCGGCGCAGGUCUGGCUGGAGGCCGACAUGAGUACGUACCUGGGUACAUUUGAUGACUACCUGGAGCUGUUCCUGCUGUUUGGUUACGUCAGUCUGUUCUCCUGCGUCUACCCUCUGGCUGCUGUCCUGGUGGUGUUGAACAACAUCACCGAGGUUUACUCCGACGCCUUCAAGAUGUGUCGUGUGUUCAAACGACCCUUCUCUGACCCGGCAGCAAACAUAGGAGUCUGGCAGCUCGCCUUUGAGGCCAUGAGUGUGAUAGCUGUUGUGACCAACUGUGCGCUGAUCGGCAUAUCUCCGCAAGUCAAGGCUUACUUCCCCGACUCAGAGACACAGCUCAUACUGUGGACAGUGGCUAUUGAGCAUGGUCUGCUGGCCUUCAAGUUCAUCCUGUCCUUCCUCAUCCCAGAUGUUCCCAAACACAUCCGGAUCAAACAGGCCCGCCUGGAGUUUGAAUCACUGGAGGCCCUCAAGAAAAAGAGACAGCUCCAUGGAGGAAAAUGCUGGAAGCCUCGGGGCUCAGUAAGACCAUCCAGUGAGGAGGAGAGGAGGGCCUACAGGUACUGAUGGAGCGCCAGCAGCCGCUUCACACAGCUUUAACAGAUCCCACUGUUGUUUACACCGACACACAUUCACAUGUAUGUACUGAGACACGACGACAUGUUAUGUUUGGACUUUGUGUGGCUGAUUUUAAUGCAAUAGCCCCACUACAUUACUGAAGGAGGUGAGUUUACUGUAAAAACUGGCCUUUUAUUUUUCCAUGAGCUGAAGAGCAGACCACUGUUUUAGCAGCAUAGCUGUGUUCUACGUGUGUUGUGUUGGUCUCUAAAUAAGGUGUAUUGUAAAGAGGUCUUAUUUAGGGGGGGGUAAAUGGGAUACAUUUGGUAAAAAGCCAGGUGUUCAAAUCACAGAAGAAUGCUGUAUUAUGCCGUAUUAUACUGUAGCAAAUACUGAUUUUAUGUCCAUGACUGUUAUAAAAGUUUUUUUCCUGUUAUAUAUGUGUUCUGUUCUUCAGCCACUGAAGUCACUUUGGGUUGGGUUUAAUCAAUAAUGUGGUUUGAGAUUAUGCAAAUUUUAAAGCUUGUCCACUUACAAUUAAGAUUACUGAGUUAUAACCCUACAGGGUGAUGGCGUAUACACGGUAAACACACUUCACCAAAGACUCCAUCUAAUAAUCUACUGGCUGAAAUGACAGUAUAACAACUGAUGCUGACUAUCUUUCAAUAUUAAAGCUGCUUGUAAUGUGACAACAUAUUCUCAUCUUGAGUUCUGCACUCUAAGUAUGGAAGCAAAUAAUGGCCAUAAAGGCUUAAAUCUUAUAAGCAACCAAACGCCUAAUAGUGAAAUUUAAUUACUACUAAAUACUUAGUGUUAAAUAUCGCUGACUGUAUAGCACUGAAAUAUUUUACGUUGAAAAUCAUCUAUCUGCAUUUAUGUUGUCUGAGUUCCCCUCUUUGAAAGAAGUGGUGAAACUUCAAAAACUGAAUUUUAAGUUGUUGUUGUUGUUCACAAAUUCAGAUAGAAAAUUCAAUUGUCCAAUGUAAAAAUAAAAAAAACUAUAUUGAAGUUGCUCAAACUGUGUUGGUCAUUUUCAGAUUAUUUAUUUAUUUAUUUUUACUCAAAUCAAAAGUCAAGAUUAAAAAUUCAAACUUGAACAAGAAAAGGCAGUGAAGCCUGAAUGGAACCGAUCAGACAUCUGUCCUGUCAGGUUACAGUCUGUUAGUCAUGUGAUCCAAGAAAAAUAGUGAGUGGAAAAUCCGAGUUUUUGACAUAGCAAAAAUUGGAAUUGCCUUCUGGGAAUUCAAACCACAUAAAUUCAUAUAGAUGGUUUUCAAAGUAAAAUGUUUAAUUCCAUAAAUUUAGUGUUAUUUAAAUAUCAACACUGAGUAUUAAGUAGUGAUUAAAUCUUACAGUGAGGUAGUCAAAUAACAUGGCUUUUUUUUUUGCUUCCAUAGACAAGAGAUCAUGACAAAUGUUGAUUUUGUUGUUGUUGCUGUCUUAUCUUAGCAUGUGACGUGACCCAGGUAUUAUCCUAUAACUAGUAUCAGUUAGUAAUAAUAUAAGUUUGUUACUUCCAGUGUAGAUGAAUAUGACUUGAAGUUAAAACCAUGCACUCCUGUAACACCCCUGGUGCCUUGAAAUGCAAUGCCUAUCUGAAUAUUUGUUUUUAUAUGCUCUACACACACAGUCCACUGAUAUUUACAUUACCGAAUGUAUUAAAACUGUUGUGGAGAAUAAAGUAUAUUGAAACCUUA
Molecule: messenger RNA, 4295 nt
Organism: Siniperca chuatsi (mandarin fish)
Lineage: Eukaryota; Metazoa; Chordata; Actinopteri; Centrarchiformes; Sinipercidae
Gene: ano10a
Product: anoctamin 10a
Biological process (GO): chloride transmembrane transport
Cellular component (GO): plasma membrane
Molecular function (GO): chloride channel activity
Source: RefSeq, a predicted model, not a curated record